GUUAUUGGGCUUUGACUUUUAUCAAGUUUUCGUCUUUAGAGCGAAUGAAACAAAAAAAUCGACCUAUUUCAAUAAUUUUCUACUAACGCUUAAGGAAUCUUCACACUUUUGAAAAUCCAUCUAUUUUCUAUUAGCUGUGAAAGAAAUGAACAUGCCGAUUAUGAUUUCUACUUUUUUUUUUCAAAAUAUCGGUGUUGUCAAAUCAAGUUUUCGAUUUCGAUAGUGUUAUAGUUUCGAUGUUUCUCGUUCCAUAAACUGUUUUUCGAAAAUUCGUACCCUCCUGCACUGUCUAGUGUCUACUGUCUAUGUGAUUGUUAUUUCACUAAAGUUCAGAUGUCGAAAUAGCAGAGAAAGUGAUUAGAAAUUACGAAAAUCCAGUAAAAAUGAAUAAAUUAAAAUCGUCACAGAGGGACAAAGUGAAGAAGUUCGUCGCUUUCACGCAGACGAGCGAAAGCACAGCUAUAUAUUGUCUCUCACAAAACGAUUGGAAAUUAGAUCUGGCCAGCGACAAUUACUUCCAAAACCCCGAUGCGUACUACAAAGAUUCCAUAAAAACCUCAGUGGAUAGAAAAAAGCUUGAACAACUCUUCAACAAAUACAGAGACCAACAAGAACUGGAUAAAAUUACGGCAGAUGGGGUCAUGAAAUUCUUAGAAGACCUAAACUUAAGUCCAGAGUCAAUUUUAGUUUUAAUUAUAGCGUGGAAAUGCAAAGCAGCUGUACAAUGUGAAUUCACUAAAGAUGAGUUUAUUAUGGGCAUGGUUGAGUUGGCUGUUGACGGAUUAGACAAAUUAAAAGCUAAAUUACCAACAUUAGAAUCAGAAUUAAAAGAUUUAAAUAAAUUUAAGGAUUUUUACCACUUCACAUUCAACUAUGCUAAGAAUGCUGGUCAGAAAGGUCUAGAUCUAGACAUGGCGAUAGUUUAUUGGAAUAUUGUAUUGCGUGGAAGGUUUAAGUUCUUAGAUGCUUGGUGCAAGUUUCUCACAGAGCACCACAAAAGAUCUAUACCAAAAGACACAUGGAAUCUUUUACUAGACUUUGCAACACAAAUCGACGAUGGCAUGAGCAACUAUGAUGCUGAAGGUGCUUGGCCCGUAUUGAUUGAUGACUUCGUAGAGUGGUGCCAGAAGCAGGAAUUGACCUUGGAUGGGGUCAAAGCUUUAGAGCCGGUGUCUGGCUAGCUGAUGGCCUUUGGCUCACCGCCACUUGAAGUGACAGCUCCGAACAUUGAACAAGACUAUAGUUCUACGGACUGCCCAUCAUCAACACUGACAAUGUCCCGCUGUUUUGUGUACACCAUUGGGCUAUAUACCGUACAGUGGCUAGUGAUGUUCUUCAUUAUAGAACUGUGUAGUUGAUUUAAUCGUGAAGUGCACAUAAACUUGUUGAGGUUUAUUAGAUGUUGGUUAAGACAUAGUGUCCUUAAUGUUGCACAAUGUGAUUGAUCCUUAUUAACUUAUGUCAAGCAUCAUACAGACCUCUUAAAGGGUUUAAAAAUGGAAGGAAGGUGUAAUGCAAACUUUAUGUGCUAAUGAAACUUUCAUUAACCAUCUAUAAUUAAUAGAUAAAAUUAAUUCUAUUUUGAACAAUUUUGUGUUUAGUGUAAAUAUGAAAUUCUUUGUUUAUUACUGUUAAAAACAAUUGUAUGCAUAUAACACAAUACUUUCACACGGAUAAUAAAUUUUAUUAAUGUCAAUCUAAUCAAAUAAAUCAUAUAUUUAAGUGUCAAACUAAUACUUUCUCACAGAUCAUUUUUGUCUCUUAGCUUUUGUCUACCUUCAUUUAGAGUCACCCUUAGUUCUCCACAACAUUUUUUGCACACUAUCGGACAAUGAGGCUUGAGAUACUCUGCAUUGCCAUGCAUGUUACCACAAAAUAUCAAUCACUUUGCAACAUUUUAAUGAUUACCUACCUAAUUAAUUAUUUGUUGUAUCGGGCACCUUCAAUUGUAAAAAGCUACGAAUUUUCAUCUGUUAGACAUUAUUCAGAUUUUAUUAAUAUUUUACCUAUUAUGGUAUAAUCCCUGAAAUUUGUAAAUAAUAAAAAAAAAUAUUCUGAAAAAUAAAAAUAUUGUUCUUAAAAUUGUUGAACAUGAGUGAUCUGCAAACUGUAUUGCCAGCACUAUAACGUAGUUGAGUUAAAAAUAUUGUAAAUAUGUAUAAAUUUUUAUUGAUAUUAUAUUUUUAUAUAUUUAAAUUUCA
Molecule: messenger RNA, 2201 nt
Organism: Bombyx mandarina (wild silkworm)
Lineage: Eukaryota; Metazoa; Arthropoda; Insecta; Lepidoptera; Bombycidae
Gene: SCCRO
Product: defective in cullin neddylation 1 domain containing SCCRO
Biological process (GO): protein neddylation
Cellular component (GO): ubiquitin ligase complex
Molecular function (GO): ubiquitin-like protein binding; cullin family protein binding; ubiquitin conjugating enzyme binding
Source: RefSeq, a predicted model, not a curated record